This is a messenger RNA of Fopius arisanus, 1036 nucleotides long. RefSeq names its product serine/threonine-protein kinase mos (gene c-mos). Gene Ontology annotation, molecular function: ATP binding; protein kinase activity. Lineage: Eukaryota; Metazoa; Arthropoda; Insecta; Hymenoptera; Braconidae. Gene Ontology annotation, biological process: positive regulation of MAPK cascade; signal transduction; protein phosphorylation. The record is from RefSeq and is a predicted model, not a curated record. The transcript is spliced from 4 exons. Bases 53 to 997 code for a protein of 314 amino acids. Gene Ontology annotation, cellular component: cytoplasm.
UCGCUGAGGUAAUGAGUAAUUGCGAAAUAAACGUGAAUAUAGUUCUGUCAUAAUGGCCUCUUCCCCGAGGAUCGUUGUUUCAACAGUUACACAACGAAUUUUAUCUCCGAAGCCGUCCAAGAAUUUUCUCAGUGUCAGACAGACAUUGAGCCCUAAAACUCCACCAAAGGGAAAAGCCAGGUGUUUAUUGAGUAUCGAUACUCCGAAUCGAUUGAGAAUCGUUGAGAAUGGACCACCGAAGGUCGAGGAGAAUAGCAUCAUCGGUUGUGGAGCAUUUGGCACGGUUUACAGAGCUUCUUACAAAGGGAGUGAAGUGGCGGCUAAAAUUGUCAAGCGCAGGAGAAAUUCGGAUCAAACUGUGAGGGCAGAGAGAAAUGCAGCCUCUUUAGCUCACUCUAAUAUUGUUCGAGUGUUUGGGGUUGAGGAGGGAGGGAUCUGGUCGUUGGUGACCAUGGAGUUGUGUGGCACAUCACUGCAGGAUAAAUUGGAUGAGACAGCACUCGAUAGAACUGAGAGAAUCAAUACUUGGCUCGCUGUAUCGCGUGCCCUUGAGUUUUGUCACAGUGCAGGUAUUGUUCAUGCGGAUGUUAAGCCAAAAAAUGUAUUGAUUGCUGCGGAUGGACAACCGAAACUAGCGGAUUUUGGUAAUUCUGUCGUUAUCGGCGAGGAAUAUCCAUUGGCAAUGUUACGAGGAACUCCAGGAUAUCUAGCUCCAGAAAUAACGAAAGGUAAUCCCCCCAGCCCCAGUUCAGACAUUUAUUCCCUGGGAAUUCUCGCCUGGCAGCUGCUGUCCCGAGAAUCUCCCUUCUCCCUUUACCAUCCGCACACAAUUCUCUACCUAACUGGAAAAGGAUCUCGCCCCACUGACGAGAAUCUCGACGACGAGUGCAAGGGUGACUACAAAAAUCUGUACCGAGAGCUGUGGUCACAAUUACCUAAACGUCGUCCCUCACUGGGAGUUACAAUUGAUCGUCUGAACGCAAUGUUAAGUACUUGAAAAAUAAUAUAAUUGAAAAGGCCAAGGUUAUCAAUUUUG